Messenger RNA from Seriola dumerili (greater amberjack), 1721 nucleotides. It is a transcript of the gene nop58, whose product is annotated as NOP58 ribonucleoprotein. Lineage: Eukaryota; Metazoa; Chordata; Actinopteri; Carangiformes; Carangidae. The coding region runs from base 102 to 1721 and encodes 539 amino acids. Gene Ontology annotation, molecular function: snoRNA binding. The record is from RefSeq and is a predicted model, not a curated record. The transcript is spliced from 15 exons. Gene Ontology annotation, cellular component: box C/D methylation guide snoRNP complex; small-subunit processome.
AGAGAGAGUGAGAGAAGAAGCGUGGUGAGUUUGGGAGAGACGUGAUCGCUCCCUACGUAGAGACAACUUAAACUUUACCAAAUAACCGAGCCACUGCAAAAAUGCUCGUGUUAUUUGAGACCGCCGCUGGUUAUGCGAUAUUCAAGGUUCUCGAUGAAUCCAAGCUGCAACAGGUCGACAGCCUGUACAAGGAGUUUGAAACUCCUGAAAAGGCGAACAAGAUUGUGAAGCUGAAGCACUUUGAGAAGUUUCAGGACACAACAGAGGCCUUAGCAGCUGCCACUGCCCUUGUUGAGGGAAAAAUUGGCAAGAGUUUGAAGAAAGCGCUGAAGAAGAUCGUUGCCAAGGAGGCUCAUGAGCAGCUGGCAAUCAGUGAUGCAAAACUCGGCGGAGUUAUCAAAGAAAAGCUGGACCUGAGCUGUGUCCACAGCCCCGCUGUGGCUGAACUGAUGAGAUGCAUCAGGAGCCAGAUGGAGAAUCUCAUCACUGGACUUCCACCCAGGGAGAUCAGUGCCAUGUCGUUGGGGUUGGCUCACAGUUUAUCACGCUACAAGCUGAAGUUCAGUCCAGACAAGGUGGACACUAUGAUUGUGCAGGCCAUUUCUCUUCUGGACGACCUGGAUAAGGAGCUCAACAACUACAUUAUGCGCUGCAGGGAGUGGUACGGCUGGCACUUCCCUGAGCUCGGAAAAGUCGUCACAGACAACUUGGCUUACUGCAAAACCGUCCGCAAGAUUGGUGACCGCACGAACGUGUCCAGCUCUGAUCUGUCAGACCUCCUCCCAGAGGAAAUCGAGGCGGAGGUCAAACUGGCCGCUGAGAUCUCCAUGGGAACAGAAGUGUCGGAGCAGGACAUCGGCAACAUCAGGCACCUGUGUGAUCAGGUGAUUGAGAUUACAGACUACCGCGCUCAGCUCUACGACUACCUGAAGAACCGAAUGAUGGCGAUCGCCCCCAACCUGACAGUAAUGGUGGGCGAGCUGGUCGGCGCCCGUCUCAUCUCACAUGCCGGUUCUCUCCUGAAUCUGGCGAAGCAUCCAGCCUCCACAGUGCAGAUCCUCGGCGCAGAAAAGGCUCUGUUUAGAGCCCUGAAGACCCGCAAAGACACGCCCAAGUACGGUCUCAUAUACCACGCCUCUCUAGUGGGCCAGACCACUGCCAAGAACAAGGGCAAGAUCUCCAGAAUGCUGGCAGCUAAAGCGUCCCUGGCUAUUCGCUAUGACGCCCUGGGAGAGGACACCAACGCAGAAAUGGGAGCAGAGAACCGGGCCAAGCUGGAGGCCAGGCUGCGGCAGCUGGAGGAGAAGGGAAUCCGAAGAAUCAGCGGAACGGGCAAAGCAAUGGCAAAGUCGGACAAAUACCAGCACAAGAGUGAAGUAAGAAUGUACGAUCCAUCUGGCGAUUCCACUAUUCCCUCCACCUCAAAGAAGAGGAAGUUUGAGGAGGUAGAGGAGGAGGAGGAGGAAGAGCCUGUAACGCCCGUGGUCAAAAUGAAAAAGCCCAAAAAGGAACCAGUAACAGAAGAGGAAGAAGCGGAAACAUCAGCAGCAGCGGAGGAGACUCCCAAGAAGAAAAAGAAGAAGAAGAAGGACAAGAAAGCAGAUGAUGAAACUGAGGAACCUAAGGAGGAAGAGGAGGAGCUAGCAGUAACAGAGUCUUCGGAAAAGAAGAAAAAGAAGAAGAAAAAGAAGGUAAAGGAAGAGGAAGAAGACGAUGACUGA